CCCAGGUAUCACAUCCGGCCCUUGGUCCUGGGUCUGAGAGGAGGCGAGGAGCCGCGGCCCCCCGCCUGGCUCCCUGCCCUGCUCUGCGUCUCCCCUCCGCUCCCUGGCUACUCACUUACAUGGGGCGAAGCCUCGUGGCCCCUGGCGGGGCUCAGCCCCCUGAGACCCCACAGGCCUGGGUACAAGCCAGAGCAAGGAGGAGGAAGGAGGGAAGAAUGGGCCCCGGGCUCCUGCCCCCCAGGGCCCCCCAGGUCUCAAUGACUUUCAAGGAUGUGGCUGUGGACUUCACCUGGGAGGAGUGGGGCUACCUGGACACUUCCCAGAAGGAGCUUUACUGGGAGGUGAUGCUGGAGAACUACAGGAACCUGGUCAGCCUGGGCCUUGCAGAUUCCAGCAUGGAUGUGAUCUCUCAGCUGGAGCCAGGGGAAGCACAUUGGAGUCUAAGUGACAGUGUCCUCAACACCUGCAGGCCAGAUUGGGAUACCAGGCCUCAGACCAAGGAGUCUUCUCCAGAGAUGGGCAUUUCUGUGGAAGACUUAUCCCAGCAAAGGUCCUUGUGGGAUGACCCGUGGAUGGACCAAGCCAGGGAGUCUUAUGACAGAAUGAAGAGAGAUCAGAGCAAUGAGGAGAAACCUAGGCAAGAAAAAGUAAUCCAGACAGAAACUGCUGGUGAAAUCAGAGGUUCUGAUUAUAGUAAAUAUGGCCAAACCUUUAACCCAGGGGCAGUCCUUUUGCUACAACAGGAAGUUUCUUUAGUAAUGAAUCUCCACAAAGGUGCUGAUCAGAGAAGGAGCUUCACCAUGGAGUCAGACCAAAGAUAUUGUAAUCAGAUUUUUUCACAGAAGAAAUAUUCUGAGGUUAACAAAUGUCAGAAAGCCUUCUCUUAUGAUUUUGACCUCAUUGACAAACAAGAAAUUCAUGAUGAAGAGGAACUUCAUGAAAGUGGGAAUUCUUUCAUAGUGUAUAAUGAACUUAAUCUGUCCCAGGGAACUGAUCCAGGUGAAACGUGUUAUGAAUUGACUCAGUGUGGGAAGACAAUCUAUCAAAAAGCAGAUCUUAAUCAACAUUCUGGUAGUCAGAAUAAAACCAAAUCUUAUGAAUGCAGUGAGUGUGGAAAGGCUUUCCACCUUAAAACAGGUCUUACCCAGCAUUUCAGAAUUCAUAGUGGAGAAAAACCUUUCAAAUGCAAUGACUGUGGAAAGUCCUUCUGCCAGAAGAUAGACCUUAUACGACAUUGCAGGAUUCACACUGGAGAAAAACCUUUUAAAUGCAGUGAUUGUGGGAAAGCCUUUCCACGGAGCACAACCCUCACUCUACAUCAGAGAACUCACACUGGAGAGAGACCCUAUGAAUGCAAAGAAUGUGGGAAGACAUUCCGAUCCAGCUCUAACCGUACUCAGCACUGGAGUACUCACACAGGAAUAAAACCUCAUCAGUGCAGUGUAUGUAGGAAGGCCUUCUCCCAGAAAUCUGCUCUUAAUGAUCACAACAGAGUUCAUACUGGAGAGAAACCACAUGCAUGCUCUGAAUGUGGAAAGUUCUUUCGCCAGAAGUCAGAUCUUAGACAACACUUUAGCAUUCAUAGUAGAGAGAAACCUUUUAAGUGCAGUAAUUGUGGAGAAGCCUUUGCAAGGAGCACAACACUGACUCAGCAUCAGAGAACUCACACUGGAGAGAUAUCCUGUGUGUGCAAUGAAUGUGGAAAGGCCUUCACUCAGAAAGGUCUUCCAGUACAUAUUGGAAAAAUACAUAAUAGAGAGAAGUCUUAGGAAUGUAGUGAAUGUGUGAAGGCAUUCUCAGGGAUAACAGUAUUAACUUAACCUCAUAGAUUUUUAUGUUGAAAAACCUCAUUAAUAAAAUCUUGUAAAGCAUACUUUUAUCUGGAAAAGACUCCUGACAAAUGUACUCAAUAUUGGACAGGAACCAUACGCAUUUAGUGCAUGUGGAAAGCCCUUCACUUACUGGUAGGGAACAAUUUAUUUCUAUUCAGCAGAUGGGUCAUUGACUGGAGAUGCAAGGAAGGCAUAUAUUUUCACAAAGUAACCAAUAUGUUUCCUUUAUUUUUUCUUUUUUUCUUUUUUGCAAGGCAGUGGGCGUUUAAGUGACUUGCCCAGGGUCACACAGCAAGUGUCAAGUGACUGAGGCCAGACUUGAACUCAGGUCCUCUUGACUUCAGGGCCAGUGCUCUUUCCACUACACUACCUAGCUGCCCCCUUAUUUUCCUAUCUUCAUUAUACUUGUUACAUGGAAACUCUUAAUUGGAUAGGGGAGAUUUGGUAGUGAGUGACAGCAAUGUAUCCAAAAAGUAAAGGGACCAUUAAUAAAAGAAAACCUGUAAUCACAGAAGUUCCUACAUAUCAGAUUUCCAAUAUCAAAUAACAUAGAUAAAGGGGACACAAUAGUAUAGUAAAGAAAGUGAGUUUAGAACAGUUAAGUUGCUUCUUGAUUAGUUAUGAGUGGUUUUACUUGGAAAGUGGUCAGCAUUCAAGUGCUUUAGGGAUUUGUGUUGAGCCCUAAUCCAUUGAACAUUUUUAUCAGUCUUGAGAGAAUCUGUAAAACACUUUGUAAAUUUUUCUGUUGUUGAAUGAAUUGUUUUAAAAUUUUUAUUUUUUGAAAUAACAUUUUCUUUUUCUUCCCAACUUCUCCCCUUCCCAAUUGAAAAAGAGAAGAAAACAACAAAAUACAAAAUUCUUGUAGGAAUUUGGAUAGUCAAAGAAAACAAAUUCCCGCAUUGACUAUGCCUUAAAACAUUCAGAUUUCUGCACCUCAAAUCCUAUAAUUUUCUGCUAAGAUUGGGGCAGGAUGCUUUAUCAUUAAUCUGGAAGUAUGGUGGUCCUUGCAUU
Messenger RNA from Dromiciops gliroides (monito del monte), 2843 nucleotides. RefSeq names its product zinc finger protein 135-like. The transcript is spliced from 5 exons. Gene Ontology annotation, molecular function: DNA-binding transcription repressor activity, RNA polymerase II-specific. The record is from RefSeq and is a predicted model, not a curated record. Bases 120 to 1769 code for a protein of 549 amino acids. Gene Ontology annotation, biological process: negative regulation of transcription by RNA polymerase II. NCBI's taxonomy places the organism in Eukaryota, Metazoa, Chordata, Mammalia, Microbiotheria, Microbiotheriidae.